AUGUCUAACUUUUUAGAUGAAGAUUCACAAAUCUUUACUUUGGAUGGAGAUCCAGAGUCAAGAAUUCCAGAUUCCGAUCGUUAUACCAAAGUUGUGAAUGAUCAAGUGUGUGCAAAGGGAAUUGAAACUUAUUUAAAUUCCAUUUCCAAAUUAGAUUCAUUCCAAUCCAAACAGGUGGCUUUGGUGAUUGAUGGUCAUGCAUUCACUCAUUGUAUGGAACCACUCUCUCAGAAAUUCUUUAUCAAACUCAUUAAGAAGUGUAAAACUGUCAUUUGUUGUCGAGCAACUCCAAAACAAAAGUCCAUGCUCGUAGAUUUGGCAAAGAAGAAAUUAGGAAAGAAUGGUUUAGCGAUUGGUGAUGGUGCAAACGAUGUCCCAAUGAUUCAAAAAGCCAAAGUCGGAGUUGGUGUCAUGGGUAAAGAAGGUUCUCAAGCAAAAUUAGCCUCUGAUUAUGCCAUUCCAAAAUUCUACAUGUUGAAACGUUUACUCGUCAUUCAUGGACGUUAUUCAUUCAAACGAUCUGCUCAAUUCAUUCAAUACUCUUUCUACAAGAAUAUUGUCAUUACUUUUAUUCAAAUUUACUUUACAUUCUAUACCAUGUACUCUGGACAAACUAUUAUUGACUCUUAUGUAUUAACAUUUUAUAAUUUACUUUUCACAUUAUUGAAUCCAUUUGUAUUUGGAUUAAUGGAAAAGGAUAUUCACGAAGAAUAUUUAGAAGAUGCAGAAAUUGGACCAACUCUGUAUUCUAAUUUGAGAAAAGAAAACAUUUUCAAUUGGUAUACUUUUAUCAAGUGGAUUCUUGGUGCUGUGGUUCAUGCGACUAUCAUUUUCUUCUUUGCCUUAUACGCAAGACAAUUCAAUAUUUUAACGAAUGGACAAGAAGAUGGUAUUUGGGUCAUGUCCAUUCUUGUAACAUCUUCUGUGUUUUGUGUUGUGAAUUUGAAAUGUUACUUUGAAAUGGAACAUUUCACCAUUGUGCACCAUUUGUGCAUGGCCUUCUCAUUUUUAACCUUUUAUGUAUUUAAUUUCAGUUACUCUGGAAUUCCAAUGGUACUCACAACAUCAAACAUGUAUUAUGUUUGGUACAUGGCAGUACAAUCAGCCAAGUUUUGGAUUAUUCACAUUUUAUUAGUUGUCACACCACUUGCUUUUGAUUUGUUGUUUUAUGGAGUGAAAUAUUUGGUUUAUCCUGAUUAUUAUCAAAUUUUGAAAAUGACAACUGAUCGAAAGACAUUUUUCAAGAAUCGAGAAAAUGCCAGUAACAAGAAGAAUGAAAGUGCUGCUGCUGUGAAUGAACCUUGGAAAGGAAAUCAUGAUAUUCAAACCGAAUUGCAAAGCAUUGGUCACAACAAUAGUUAUUAA
Naegleria fowleri is the source of this 1365-nucleotide messenger RNA. RefSeq lists its product as uncharacterized. Bases 1 to 1365 code for a protein of 454 amino acids. Gene Ontology annotation, molecular function: ATPase-coupled intramembrane lipid carrier activity; ATP hydrolysis activity; ATP binding. Gene Ontology annotation, biological process: phospholipid translocation. The transcript is spliced from 2 exons. The record is from RefSeq and is a predicted model, not a curated record. Gene Ontology annotation, cellular component: plasma membrane. Lineage: Eukaryota; Heterolobosea; Eutetramitea; Acrasida; Naegleriidae.